GCGGUAGGCGGAAGAUGGCCGAGUCGCCGGAGGAGGUGGCGGUGCUGGUGCAGAGGGUGGUGAAGGACAUCCGCAACGCCUUCCAGCGCAACCCGCACAUAGAUGAAAUUGGAUUAAUACCCUGCCCUGAAGCCAGGUAUAACCGAAGCCCUAUCGUCCUGGUAGAAAACAAGCUUGGUGUGGAGAGCUGGUGUGUCAAGUUUCUUUUGCCAUAUGUCCACAAUAAACUUCUCCUCUACAGACAAAGAAAACAGUGGCUGAACAAAGAUGAGCUGAUAGAUAUCACGUGUACCCUGCUGCUGCUGAACCCCGACUUCACCACUGCUUGGAAUGUGAGGAAAGAACUAAUACUGUCUGGCACUUUAAAUCCACUUAAAGAUUUGCAUCUUGGAAAACUGGCGUUAACCAAGUUUCCAAAGAGUCCAGAAACAUGGAUUCAUAGACGAUGGGUGCUGCAACAACUAAUUCAGGAAAACUCCUUGCCCAGUCAUGCAACUAAAGGAAACUUGGGAGCAGCACCUGUGGAGAGAAUUCACCGGCUGGUGCAGGAGGAAAUGAAUGUCUGCUCUGAAGCUGCUGGGAGAUACCCAAGCAACUACAAUGCCUGGUCCCACCGCAUCUGGGUUUUACAGCAUUUGGGAAAGCUGACUGUCAAGGUUCUCCUCGAUGAACUUUCAUCCACUAAAUAUUGGGUGUCCGUGCAUGUCUCAGACCAUAGUGGAUUUCAUUACCGCCAAUUCUUACUCAAGUCCUUGAUAGGCAGAACUGUGACUGACAACAAAGUACUGGUACAAAAUCAAGUGGUGAAUGAGCAAAACCCUAGCCUUCAUAAGGAGGAGGAGAGUGCAGGGGCAGAAGCUGCCUGUGCAGAGGAGCAGAGUGUGGAUCUCCCCCGCCACGUAGAGGAAGAGUUGGAGCUCUGCGCUGAACUCAUUGAUACUUACCCAGGGCAUGAAACCUUGUGGUGUCAUAGAAGGCGUGUGUUCUACCUUCAGCACCAGCUGAGCAACAAAAUUCCUCUUCUGAAUGCGGUGGUGUCAUCUGUGGACAGCAGUGAUGAAACUCUGAAUAAUUCCCACCACAGUCCUGCGACCGGUCAUAUGGCACAAGCUAUGGAUGUUGAUGGUUUAAAUGAGUCCAGCAGCAAACAAGGUUAUACUCAAGAAACAAAACGCCUGAAGCGGGCUCCUAUGCAGGACUCUCUUGGUCCAGAAAUGGAAUACCGGUUCAUCGAUAAAGUAUUAUCAACUUGUAGGGAUGCGGACCAAGCCAGGUUUGCUACUGCUUAUAGAAAAUGGUUAGUUACUUUUUUAGGUCAGUGAUGGAAGAGUUUAAAGCCUUCAGGGUUCUUCUUUUAGUGCAAUAUUCUCUUUUCAGACACAAAUGCAUGUCUUGGUUGCAAGUGUUAUCUAACCAUGUCUUUCUCACUCUUUUAAUGGUCAGUCCUAAAGUUCACAUUCAGAGUAGAAGUCUGUCACUUUAUUUAUUCAAGAACUGGCAUACCUUUUUAUUAAGCAAAUGCAGUUUGUUCUUUAAUCUUUUUAAAAAAUCACCCUGUGUCAGCUUCCUACCGUGCCACUUUCUUACUUUUUAACUUCUGCAUUAAGUUGGACUCUGAAUCAUUUGGCUUUAAAAAAAAAAAAAAAAAAAAAGGGAAAAAGUCUGAAAAGCUUUUGAAA
Messenger RNA from Calidris pugnax (ruff), 1679 nucleotides. It is a transcript of the gene PTAR1, whose product is annotated as protein prenyltransferase alpha subunit repeat containing 1. Gene Ontology annotation, cellular component: cytoplasm. Lineage: Eukaryota; Metazoa; Chordata; Aves; Charadriiformes; Scolopacidae. The transcript is spliced from 7 exons. Gene Ontology annotation, biological process: protein prenylation. The coding region runs from base 15 to 1322 and encodes 435 amino acids. Gene Ontology annotation, molecular function: protein prenyltransferase activity. The record is from RefSeq and is a predicted model, not a curated record.